AUGCGAAUUCAGAUAAAGGGGGGCAUAUGGAAGAACUGCGAGGAUGAAGUGCUGAAGGCGGCUGUGAUGAAAUACGGACUGAACAACUGGUCAAGGGUUGCUUCACUACUAGUCCGAAAAUCAGCUAAACAGUGUAAGGCUCGUUGGUAUGAAUGGUUAGAUCCAUCAGUUAAAAAAACAGAAUGGAGCAAAGAAGAAGAAGAGAAACUUUUGCAUUUAGCUAAACUAUUCCCUACCCAGUGGAGAACAAUUGCCCCUGUUGUAGGUAGAACAGCUCAACAAUGUUUAGAGCAUUAUGAGUAUCUACUUGAUGAAGCUGAAGGAAAGGUACAUGAUAAGAAUAAAAAUUUAAGGCGUCUAAGACCUGGUGAAAUUGACCCAGCACCUGAGACAAGACCUGCACGAGCAGACCCUGUUGACAUGGAUGAAGAUGAGAAAGAAAUGCUUGCAGAGGCAAAAGCUAGACUUGCAAACACGAAAGGGAAAAAAGCAAAAAGAAAAGCAAGAGAAAAACAAUUAGAACAAGCUAGACGAUUAGCAUUAUUACAAAAAAAAAGAGAACUAAAGGCUGCUGGUAUUACUUCCUUAAAUUAUAGAAAAAAUGACAAAAAUAAAAUUGACCAUGUGAAGGAAAUAUUAUUUGAAAGAAAACCACCGAAGGGAUUUUUUGAUGUAAGCGAGGAACAAGAUAUUGAAGAUGUGAAUGAACAAAAUAAUAAAAAAAUUAAAAGUAUUAAAUCUAUGGAAGUCGAAAAUAUAAAUGAGUCUACACAGUACGACAAGGAUGGAAAUAAAAAGGAAAAAGGAAAAGGUACAAGUAAAGGAAAAAGAAUGAAUGAAGAACAGAAUCUGUUGUCCGCUAUUGAUAAUUAUGACAAGCAAUUUAACGAACUUAGCCAUUUAAGAAAGCGAGUUCGACUAAAUUUACCUGAACCAAUUUUGAAUGAAAGUGAGUUGGAAGAAAUUAUUCAAAUAAAUAAAGAAGCAGCUUCAUUCAACCAAAUUAUUAAAGAAAAUAAUGAUAAUUAUAAUAAUAGUAAUAAUAAUAAUAAUGCUAAUGAGUAUAGUGGUGGUAUUGUACCCAUUAAUAAUAUACUUCCGAGCUUAACAAAUUCGGUAUAUAUUCUGAACGAUAGAGAUAAAUUCUCCUCUAUUGGAACAAAUUUUUACAAUAGAUCCAUUGCAUUUUCAAGUAAGUUAGACCUAAGUAUACAGCAAGCAGCACAAAACAUUAUUUCUAGAAAUAUCAAUGAUCCACUUAUAGGAGUGAACAAUGAAGCAAUGGAACCACAGGAAUAUGAACAGUUAUAUCAUUGUGAUAGUACUAAUGGCUAUACUAACCAAGCUGAUUAUUUUUCUCCUACAGAUAAUACCAACAUAAUUAUUAGAGAUAAUGUAAAACAGGUAAAAGAAGAAGUAGAAAAAAACAAAAAGAUAAAUGAUGAACAGGUAAAUAAGAACGAAAAGGAAUUAAUUAAAAAUGUAAUUAUUACCGAUAUAAAAAGUUUUAAAGGAAAUAUUAGUCAGUAUGCAAGAUCAAUUAUGUCAUAUAAACGUCCGAAUAAUAAUAACUCACUAAUUCAUAACAACUCUUUACUGAGUGACUUCUAUGAUGAUAAUUAUGAAGAAAAAAUUGACAGAGCAAAAUUACUUAUAAAAGCAUCACUAGCAAAUUUGCCAAAGGAAACUAAUGUAAUAGAACUACAAAUGCCACAAGAAGAGGAUGUAGUGAAUGGUCAAAACAUGGACGAAAAUGAAGAAGCAAGUUUAGAAAAAGAUAUUCAAGAUAUAGAUAGAGAAAAAAAAAUGCAGGAAUAUUUACAACAGAAAGAAAAAUUUAAUAAACAAAAUAAAAUUGUUAGAUGGAAUCUUCCAAGACCUUACUUUUUAAAUAAAAUUAAUCUAUUUACUAAUAUGUUACAAAAUGAUUCGAAAAAGCUGGAGCAGUUGGUACAGGACGAAAUGACAUUACUAAUUAAAAAUGAUAUGUAUAAUUAUCCCAUAAAAAACAGCACUCCUAUUCAGAACCAAGUACCUCUCAGUGAUAUCGACAGCACAUAUAUGCAGCAAGCCAUUGAUUCGAUUAACCAUGAGAUGGAAGAAGUUCACAUUGGGGGGAAGGCGAAUGAUUCGUUGAUUAGAAUUACCAAUAUGGGAGGUGCUCAAGAUAGAGUUAAUGACCGAGAUGAAGACCGUGCUGUACAUGAUGUAUGUGAAGCACAUGAUACACAUGAUACACAUGAUACACAUAAUACACAUAAUACACGUGAUGAUGAAAAAAGAAUUAUGCCAAUCUCGAAUGAGCACAAUAUGCAGUAUUGUGAAGAAGACAGUGUAGAUAUGUGGAAAAGAAUUAAUGACGGCAUAAUUUUUUGUCCUUCAAAAAAUUUGUACACAUUUGUUGAAUAUAUGAACGAAGCUGAUAUAAAAGCUAAUUACAAAUACAGAUGUGAAAAGCUGAGAAGUUUUAUUCAAAAAAAUAUGGAAAUAUAUAAAAAAUUAGAAAACAAAUAUGAUAUUUACACUAAGGGAUAUGUGUUAAAAAUUAAAGGUUAUAAAAAAUCAUUUGACUCUCUUUUUAAUUCAUAUAUUAAUUGCAUAAAUGAAAAAGAUGCAUUAAACGCCUUAUACGAAAACGAAAAAAAGCACGCCCUCGAGAGGAUUAAGGAAGAAAAGGAGGAAACCAAAAAAGAAAUAGAGUACCAUAAAUCCUUGCAAAAGUUGUACUCCGAAUUGCUGGAAUGCAAUGUACAGCUGAAGGAGCAGUGUAAGCAAGUGGUGCAAGUAAGCGGUAAAUGUACCGUAAUUCAAAUGAGCAACGGACAUUGA
Molecule: messenger RNA, 2829 nt
Organism: Plasmodium malariae
Lineage: Eukaryota; Apicomplexa; Aconoidasida; Haemosporida; Plasmodiidae
Gene: Myb2
Product: myb2 transcription factor, putative
Exons: 1
Coding region: 1-2829 (942 amino acids)
Biological process (GO): mRNA splicing, via spliceosome
Cellular component (GO): Prp19 complex; spliceosomal complex
Source: RefSeq, a predicted model, not a curated record